Prunus armeniaca (apricot) is the source of this 663-nucleotide messenger RNA. NCBI's taxonomy places the organism in Eukaryota, Viridiplantae, Streptophyta, Magnoliopsida, Rosales, Rosaceae. The record is from the annotation of a GenBank genome assembly.
AUGGAUCGCAAUUCAAGACGUUCUAAGGGAGUUGGGUAUAUUGAGUUUUAUGAUGCAAUGUCGGUAUCUAUGGCGAUUGCACAUUCUGGUCAGCCUCUUCUUGGUCAACCAGUGAUGGUGAAGCCAUCAGAGGCUGAGAAGAAUCUGGUUCAAUCAACAUCUGUGGUUAGCGGACCAGGUGGGAUGAUAGGCCCAUAUUCUGGCGGAGCUAGAAGGCUGUAUGUUGGAAAUCUCCAUACCAAUAUAAAAGAAGACGAUCUCCGCCAGGUUUUUGGAACAUUUGGUCCUGCAGAACUGGUUCAGUUACCUGUUGACGAAACUAACAACUGCAAAGGUUUUGGAUUUGUGCAGUUCUCACGUCUUGAAGAUGCCAGAAAUGCACUGAGUUUGAAUGGAAAAUUGGAGAUUGCAGGUCGACUAAUUAAGGUUGUGUGUGUUACUGCCUUUCAUUGUCCAAAUGGAUUAUACAGUGUGAUCACUGUAAGGUGUCAGCUGUUACAGACCAAGCUGGAAUGCAAGAUCUUUGAGCAAAUGCUGGUGAUUUUGAUGACGAUGAAGGUGGUGGCUUGUAAGAUAUGCAUUGUCUCUCAAGGCAUUGCAGACAUCAGAACUGCAAAGCCGAGGGUGAUAGUUUGGCAUAGAAUGAGUGUCUGCACUGCAUAA